Messenger RNA from Klebsormidium nitens, 2622 nucleotides. NCBI's taxonomy places the organism in Eukaryota, Viridiplantae, Streptophyta, Klebsormidiophyceae, Klebsormidiales, Klebsormidiaceae. The record is from the annotation of a GenBank genome assembly.
AUGGCUUCCCUGAGAGCCACAAUCUUUGAGCUCGCAGAGUGUGGGUUCUAUGGGAUUCCUGUCAAAAUCACCCUCGAGAACGGUAAGAAGGUCAGCUCGUUCCCGCGAUCCUAUGCGCACCUGACAACGGUCGAGAGGUGGAGGCAGAGCAUCGAUGGCAUCAUCGCCUCGCACGGGCGCGGCUGCAACAGCAUCGCGGUCCUGACGGGCAUCAGUGACCUCUUUGUUGUCGACAUUGACACCACAUCCGACUCCACAAAGCAGGCUGGAAUGGACCUCUGGAACAGGCUGGUGUUUGAGCACGGGGAGCCAAACACUCUCCGCGCAAAGACGGGGAGCGGUGGUCUCCACUUUUACUUCUCUGUCUCACAGACGCCCCGCCUGAAGCGGACCCGCAACUUCUCUGGUGUCAAGGUGGACGGCCAUACCCACGGCAUCGACGGGAGAGGGAGGGGAGGUGUCAUCUUCUGCCCUCCCAGCUCCUACACGGACGAGAACGGCACCCGUUACAGCUACUUUUGGGAGCACGGGGAGCCGCGGCUCGGCUGCAACGGCAUGCCGGACUGGCUGACCGAUCUGGUCAACGCGCAGGGCGGGGCGGCGCUUCCAGACCCGGACGAAGCACCCGGCGACCUUCAGGCUCUCCAGGCCUUCGCUCCCGAUCCCCAGGCCGGCCCGAGCGCCCUGCAGCUGCCAGUGGACCGUUCCAUUGUUCCACGCGGAGAGCCGUUCUUCACGGAGAGGGAACCGGCUCACUACGAUCUUGCAUCCGCCCCCAACGCGCUGAUUGUGAGCGGCAUCAGGGACCUGCUGCUCGAGAAGGCGGGUGACAGGACAAGCCGCUGCAGCAGCACGCUCGACCACGGCCCGUUUGGCACCUUCUACUGCUUCCGGGUCAGCGGGCCCCGCAUCUGCUUCCUCGGCCAGCAGCACGACGGGGCCAACAACUUCAACGUCCUCAAGCAGGGCAAACGGCUGCUCUAUCGGUGUCACGGCACCAUCUGCAGUCACGAGAAGGUCAAGCCGCUGGGCUACCUGCCCCUCGAGGUCGCACUGAUGGACGCGAGCUCGGAAGCAGUGGACGAUGCUAGCGAUGACUCCGUCUUCAACUUCCGGACAAUGUCCUCCAACAACCAGGCGCUCCUCCUCCGGCUGCUGGCGGAGAAGAUACGGGAGAACUACACCGGGUUGGGCCAGGUCUUUGCUUACGUCUACGCCAAGGAGGGGCGCAUCCUCGUGACAGACCCCAAGAGGACCUUCUACUUCUGGGACGGCAAGCAGUGGAUGCGUGACGACGGCGGGAAGGUCCAGAGCACCUUCUGCGUGCAGAUGGCCAGGCUGCUCAGGUGGUACGACCGUCAACGCGAUGCUCUCCUUAAGCGGAAGCUUAUUGAGGCGGGCGCCUGCCAAGAGGACGAGCCCAUGAGCUCGGUGAUCGCGGCUGCGCGGAAGAGCGACGCAAGGGUCAAGAAGGCAGAGGCCCAGGUGGAAGAGGAGCUGCCACGCAACAAGGUCAAUGUCAGCAACCCAAAGGAGGCGCGCAGCUGCCUGGAGUACUGCCAGAGUUUUUUCUACGAGCCGGAUCUCCUGUCAUACAUGGACAGGAACAAUGACAUCAUAAGCUGCCCCAACGGCAUCCUGGACCUUCGCACUGGCAAGCUCACCGCACCGCACCCCAGCCACAUGUGCACACGGUCUGCAGGCACGAGGUACAUGGGUGCCGGCUACGACACGAGCCGCUUCCAGGCGUUUGUGGACGACAUCUUCAACUCCGAGGCCGAGGUCGUCCAAUGGAUGCAGCUUUUCCUCGGGUACUGCCUUACGGGGCACACGAUCGAGGAGAUGUUUUGUGUGUGGUUCGGUUCAGGGGCAAAUGCGAAGGGCGCCCUUAAGCAAGCAGUUGCCAGGGCGUUUGGCACCUACUACACGGUGAUGAACAAGGACUGCUUCAUCAAGCCGGGAGGGAAGCGGGCGGAGGGCGCAGCGACCAGCCACAUCAUGCAGCUGAAGAGCGCCCGGCUUGCAAUCUGUGACGAGAGCGAGGAAGGACAGCAGAUCAACGGUGGAAUCAUCAAGGAGAUGUCCGGUGGAGGGGCCGUGACCGCACGCGAGCUCUUCUGCAAGCCAGAGACGUUUGUGCCAACGCACAAGGCCGUCCUCCUGACGAACCACAAGCCGGACAUCUCUGACGCGGACGAGGGACUCCUAAGUCGGAGGCUGUGUAUCGUUCCUUUCGUCAACUGCUACAAGCCACCCGGGGAGCUCGACCCCAACAAUCCGUUCCACAAGCCUCAGUGGUACCGCAGGCGGGAGCUCAACCCGGUGGCCAAGGUGCUGCAGCCCCUCCCAAGGACUCUGGCAGCGGCUUUCAGCGACUACAAGCUGGAGGCGGAUCAGCUCCAGCAGUUCAAUAUCAACGACUGCUGUGAGAUUGGGCCCGACUAUGCUGUCAGCUCCGCAGACUUUCUGGCUCAGUACGUUACAGAGAUGGGAGCAAGCAUCAAGCCACGUGCACUCGGUAUGGCCAUGCAUAAGAAGGGGUUCGCGCCCACAGAAGUGACGGUGGGUAAUGCUCGGAGGAGAGGCUUCAAGGGCAUUCGCCUCAAGGAAGUACUGGACUGA